This is a messenger RNA of Hevea brasiliensis (rubber tree), 825 nucleotides long. Its product is annotated as probable membrane-associated kinase regulator 1. The record is from RefSeq and is a predicted model, not a curated record. Gene Ontology annotation, cellular component: plasma membrane. The transcript has a single exon. Gene Ontology annotation, molecular function: kinase inhibitor activity. Lineage: Eukaryota; Viridiplantae; Streptophyta; Magnoliopsida; Malpighiales; Euphorbiaceae. The coding region runs from base 134 to 625 and encodes 163 amino acids.
CAUUAAUCUCCCAUUAUUAUUUCAUUCUUCAAUAGGAUUAAUAUCCGAUAUCUUCUUCAUAUUAGUCUUCAUCAUCCACAUUAGACCUUUGAUAUAAAUACAAACCUUAAACACCCUUUCACCCAAACCUCCCAUGGAGCACCACCACCAAAAGACUAGCUGUAGAGACAUUUUCUCCUUCCCUAGCACUCCAAGUCAAGUCCAAGAUUCCGAUUUCCAUUUCGAAUUCGGCUGUUUCACACCAGUUUCUCCUUCAACUGAUCCAUGCAAGACCUCACCAGCUGACCAUCUUUUCUACAAUGGUCGUCUCUUGCCUAAUUCUUUCCCAGUACUUCAACAGCAACAAACACCGACAACUGCCAUGGUUUUCGUCGGCUCAAUCUCUCGAGCAUCUAGCAGAAACUGCAUAAGCAGCAAAGAUUCCCUCAUAACAUCGAGGAGCAAUAGUGUUAACAGCAGCAGAAGCAGUGUUAGCAGCAGCGCCAGAACAAGUUGGAGCAGCGACAAUUCUGAAAGGAGAUUACUAUAUCACAGUACUAAACUUGCAAGCAGAACACCUGGCACAGCUAUAUGGAUCAUCCCAACGGUGGCAACAUAUCAAGCCUGUGCCGGCCAUGAAACAUGAGGAUUCAAGAAGAAAAAUGGUGGAAUGGUUUUGGUGAAACCAGGGUUGAUGAACAAGAAAGACAGUGGUCAUCGACAAGGGAAAAAAGAUAAGUCACCAGGGAUUUGCCGGAGAUUUUUCAGGUCACUUUUUGUGGCUUGCAGAGAAUGCCAUGCCAUGGAGCCUCCAACAGAAGAUGAUGUAUUGCAGGGAAGAGUGAA